AUGUCAAUUACAAAGACUGAACUGGACGGUAUAUUGCCAUUGGUGGCCAGAGGUAAAGUUAGAGACAUAUAUGAGGUAGACGCUGGUACGUUGCUGUUUGUCGCUACGGAUCGUAUCUCUGCAUAUGACGUUAUUAUGGAAAACAGCAUUCCUGAAAAGGGGAUCUUGUUGACCAAACUGUCAGAGUUCUGGUUCAAGUUCCUGUCCAACGAUGUUCGUAACCAUUUGGUCGACAUCGCCCCAGGUAAGACUAUUUUCGAUUAUCUGCCCUCAAAAUUGAGCGAACCAAAGUACAAAACGCAACUAGAAGACCGUUCUCUAUUGGUUCACAAACACAAACUCAUCCCAUUGGAAGUAAUUGUCAGAGGCUACAUCACCGGAUCUGCCUGGAAAGAAUACGUAAAAACAGGUACCGUGCACGGUUUGAAGCAACCUCAAGGACUCAAAGAAUCUCAAGAGUUUCCAGAACCAAUUUUCACCCCAUCAACCAAGGCUGAACAAGGUGAACAUGACGAAAACAUCUCACCUGCUCAGGCCGCUGAAUUGGUGGGUGAAGAUUUGUCACGUAGAGUGGCAGAAUUGGCUAUAAAACUAUACUCCAAGUGCAAAGAUUAUGCUAAGGAGAAGGGCAUCAUCAUCGCAGACACUAAAUUCGAAUUUGGUAUUGAUGAAAAGACUAACGAAAUUAUUCUGGUGGACGAAGUGCUAACUCCAGACUCCUCUAGAUUUUGGAACGGUGCCUCUUAUAAGGUAGGAGAAUCCCAAGAUUCCUACGAUAAGCAAUUCUUAAGAGACUGGCUUACUGCCAAUAAGUUGAAUGGUGUCAACGGUGUCGAAAUGCCCCAAGACAUUGUCGACAGGACAAGGGCCAAAUAUAUAGAGGCCUAUGAAGCUUUGACAGGGUACAAAUGGUCUCACUAA
Molecule: messenger RNA, 921 nt
Organism: Saccharomyces paradoxus
Lineage: Eukaryota; Fungi; Ascomycota; Saccharomycetes; Saccharomycetales; Saccharomycetaceae
Gene: ADE1
Product: phosphoribosylaminoimidazolesuccinocarboxamide synthase
Exons: 1
Coding region: 1-921 (306 amino acids)
Biological process (GO): 'de novo' IMP biosynthetic process
Cellular component (GO): cytoplasm
Molecular function (GO): phosphoribosylaminoimidazolesuccinocarboxamide synthase activity
Source: RefSeq, a predicted model, not a curated record